UUUUUUAUUUUUUAUUUUUAAUUAGCAGCUUGUCAUGCGUGUAUUGACAUUAAGACAUGGCGAACGUGUGUUGGUAAGUGCAAGACCACGUGAUCUCUGACGUAGCCAAAGGGGAUUGAAAGUCCGCCCCAUCAUGGCCCUGUUGAGGGCGGGGUGCGGGGGAUGUUAUUUUUUAUUUUUUUUAGUCUGGGUGGGCCCGUAAGUAAAAAUUUAAUUCCAUCCUCCCUUCUCCCUUUUUUUUUCUUAACAGAACAGACAAAAAAUUAAAAAAAUGGCUUCCUCCGUCCGUGCUGCUGCUAUCAAUUGGUCCAAGUUGAGUGUCACUCUUCCCCAAGAAACUGUUGUUUCUCUUUUAGCUUUCCGUAAGCGUAAUGAAGAAGUUAAGCGUGUUCUUGCCGAAUUAAAGGAUCAAACCACCACCGUCGAUUUCGCUCAUUACCGUAAGGCUCUUAAGAACCAAGGUAUCGUCGACCAAGCCGAGAAGGCCAUCAGCGGUUUCAAGCCCGUUGCCUACAACUUGGAUGCUCAACUCUCCGCCAUUGACCAAUUCGAAGCCAAGGCUGUCUCCAAGGCUCAAAAGACUGUUCAACAAAUCGAACUCGAGCUCAAGGAUCUUCACGCUACCCUCAGCAACAUUGAAGGUUCUCGUCCUAUUGAACAACUUACCGUCGAUGAUAUUGUCGUUGCUAAGCCCGAGAUCACCAAGAACAUUGAAGAGAGCCUCAAGAAGGGUAACUUCUCUAUUCCUGGUUAUAAGGAGAAGUUCGGUGAUAUUUCUUACUUCUAAAUCACCAUUUACGCCAUCCUACUACUUUUUGAAACCGUCUUUUUUUUUAUAAACAUAUACGAUUAAAACCUAUCCCAAACAUAUAAGAAACUAUUUGUUUGUCACAAUUUAUGUAAUCUCGUAUGAUCGUCUUUACGAAACUCUUUCGUUUUUUGUAAGGGAGCUGGAAAAAAAAAGAUUUUUUGGUUUCAUAUCCACUCUAUAUAAAAAUAGUCUUCUUUUUUUUUUU
Mucor mucedo is the source of this 1016-nucleotide messenger RNA. RefSeq lists its product as uncharacterized. Gene Ontology annotation, molecular function: proton transmembrane transporter activity. Gene Ontology annotation, biological process: proton motive force-driven ATP synthesis. NCBI's taxonomy places the organism in Eukaryota, Fungi, Mucoromycota, Mucoromycetes, Mucorales, Mucoraceae. The record is from RefSeq and is a predicted model, not a curated record. The coding region runs from base 272 to 787 and encodes 171 amino acids. The transcript is spliced from 3 exons.